Molecule: messenger RNA, 1626 nt
Organism: Vigna angularis (adzuki bean)
Lineage: Eukaryota; Viridiplantae; Streptophyta; Magnoliopsida; Fabales; Fabaceae
Exons: 1
Coding region: 1-1626 (541 amino acids)
Biological process (GO): DNA integration
Molecular function (GO): RNA-DNA hybrid ribonuclease activity; nucleic acid binding
Source: RefSeq, a predicted model, not a curated record
AUGGGGCGACCUGAGGCAGGACAUGCGUUGCAACUAUUCCUGGCGGUUUCGGAGGACACGAUCAGCUCGGUGUUGGUACAGGAGCAACCCGAAUUCAAACUCGUGUACUUCGUUAGCAGAACGUUGCAACCGGCGGAAACCGGGUACAAGCGAGUUGAGAAGAUCGCUUUGGCAUUAGUAAUGGCAGUGCGGCGAUUAAGGCCAUACUUCCAGAGUCAUCAGGUGGUAGUCCGAACGGACCACCCCAUCGCGAAGAUCCUGCGCAAACCGGAUUUGGCCGGGAGGAUAGUAGGAUGGUCUAUGGAGUUGUCUGAAUUUGGACUCCAGUUUGAACCAAGAGGGUUUAUCCGAGGGCAACAUUUGGCCGACUUUGCGGUCGAGUUACCCUGGGAAGAAGGGCAUCCUGAAUGGAUCCUUUACGUGGAUGGCUCCUCUGAAAAGUCUGGUGGGGGAGCAGGGAUUGUGUUGGAAGGACCGGACGACUUUAUUGUCGAGCAGGCAAUUGUCUUUCGGUUCAAGAUAAGUAAUAACCAGGCCGAGUACGAAGCAGUGCUGGCGAGACUCGAGCUGGCAAAGGACUUGGGGGCUGUCGCGGUCAAAUGCCGAACGGAUUCCCAAUUGGUGGUAGGACAGCUAACGGAGAGCUUCCAGACCAAGGAUGAUCAGCUGCUUCGAUAUUUUCACAAGAUCAAAGAGUUGGUAAAGCAGUUUCGGACGGUGGAAUUCAAACAUGUGCCAAGGGAGCAGAACGCGAGGGCGGAUAUCCUAUCCAAACUCGCCAACAGCAAAGGGAAGGAUCACUUGUCAUCAGUUAUAAGGCAGGUCAUGAUGAACCCGUCGGUGGAGUGUUUGGCCGUUCACGAGGUCUCCGAUCGGCCUGACUGGAGGAAAUAUAUAAGGGAAGUCAUUCAAAGGCAGGAGAAUGACUUGCAUGUUCGAGGGGCUGAGGCGAAGAAGGCCGCUCGGUAUUUGGUAAUAGGGGAAGACCUAUAUAAACGAGGAUUUUCAUCACCCUUGUUGAAGUGCAUAUCCGUGGAGGAAGCUGAAUAUGUGAUGAGGGAGUUGCACGAGGGGGUGUGUGGAAUGCAUACAGGGCAGCGAGCGUUACGUGCCAAGGUCAUACGAGCGGGCUAUUUUUGGCCGACGGUGGAGAGAGACUGCAAAGAAUUUGUGCAGAAAUGCUUGAAGUGUCAAGAGCAUGGUAAGAACCUCAAUCUUCCACCCGUCGAGUUGCACAGCUUGAUGUCACCAUGGCCGUUCGUGCAAUGGGGAGUAGACAUUGUCGGACCCUUUCCUGUGGGCCGAGCGCAAAAGAAAUUCCUACUGGUGGCAAUUGACUAUUUCACUAAGUGGGUGGAGGCAGAACCGCUCGCAACGAUCACGACAGCAAGGGUUCAAAAAUUUAUGUGGACGCUUAUAUGCAGGUUUGGAAUUCCCAAAAUCAUAGUUACAGACAAUGGACGACAAUUCAUUGACAAGGGCUUGAGCGAAUUUUACAAGAAGCUGGGAAUUAAGCAUGUCACUAGCUCGGUAGAGCAUCCUCAAACGAACGGCCAAGUGGAAGCGGUCAACAAAGUCAUCGUAUCCGAGUUGAAGAAAAGGCUGGGAGAAGCCAAGGGCCUCUAG